Messenger RNA from Carlito syrichta (Philippine tarsier), 672 nucleotides. RefSeq names its product mast cell expressed membrane protein 1 (gene MCEMP1). NCBI's taxonomy places the organism in Eukaryota, Metazoa, Chordata, Mammalia, Primates, Tarsiidae. The annotation marks the transcript as partial. The record is from RefSeq and is a predicted model, not a curated record. The transcript is spliced from 6 exons.
AUGGAGGCUCAGGAAACCUCCAGGCACCAAAAGAUCAAGAUGCACGCAACGGGCUUCAGAGACAAGAAGCGGGGACCUGCAGCCCAGAAGGAAGGUGCAAGUGACCCCGACUAUGAGAAUAUCACCUUGACCUUCAGAAACCAGAACCAGGCAAAGGAUGGUCAUCUACCCCCCACGAGUCAAGCUGACCUGCCUCUCUGUCCUUGCCCAGCCCAGCCCAGGCCACCCUCGGACCUUGUCCAGGUCCCCUGUUGGCUGUACAAAGCUAUCAUGAGUCUCUACGUCCUCCUGGCUCUGGCUUUUCUCUUCUGCAUCAUCCUCUCGGCCAUUGUCCUGGUGAAAAAUUCUGAGAUGUCCCGGGAGCUGCUGGACUUGAAGAGGGAGCUUUGGAAUGUCUCAAAUUCCGUGCAAGAAUGCGAGAAGAAGCAGAAGAAGGGCUGGGAGUCCAUCAAGCAGAGCAUCGUGGAGGUCAGGACCAUGGUACAGAUACUGACGACGCUGCCAGCAGGUGCCCCUGCAGCCCUGCCCUCGUGGGGUGAAUUUGUCCCGGUGCCCAACGCAGAGCUGGGCCAGCGCCUAAACCUUAAUAAACAAGAGGACAGCGCAGCCGCAGCCGUAGCUUACAGGAUGGGCUGGAAGCUGCCCACGGAGACAGAAGGACCCGAGAGCCCC